AUGAAGCAAUUACUUCUGCUAAUCCUCAUCGUCGCUGUCAUCUUCGAGUUUUCGUCGGCUGAGGCUCCAAUCAGAGCAAGCCGUGUUAAACGAUACUAUGGCAUGAUGGGCGGUAUGGGCUACGGAAUGGGAAUGGGAAUGCAUCCACCACCACCACCACCACCACCACAUGGAUUUGGUGGAUAUGGAAUGGGAAUGGGAAUGGGAAUGCCGUACGGAAUGUUUGGCUAA
Molecule: messenger RNA, 231 nt
Organism: Enterobius vermicularis (human pinworm)
Lineage: Eukaryota; Metazoa; Nematoda; Chromadorea; Rhabditida; Oxyuridae
Source: the annotation of a GenBank genome assembly